Messenger RNA from Oryza sativa Japonica Group (Japanese rice), 2180 nucleotides. RefSeq lists its product as uncharacterized. Lineage: Eukaryota; Viridiplantae; Streptophyta; Magnoliopsida; Poales; Poaceae. The record is from RefSeq and is a predicted model, not a curated record.
CCCAUUUCUCUCCCUCCUCCUCAGCCUCAGGUGGUCGAGAGGACUCCACCUCUCCGCUGCCGCUAUCCCCGCCUCGCGCCGCGCCACCAUGCCGCUCCUCGCCGCCGCCGCGGCGGUGGCGCCGCCGUUGUCUUCCUUCCACUCGCUCUCCCUCUCCUCACGCGGACUCCGGGUCCCCUCCCCCUGCGAGGCCCGCCCGCGCGCGCCGCUCCGGCGCGGGGACCUCGCCAUCCGCAUGGGCGGCGGCCCGCGCACGUUCCCCGGCGGCGUCUCCAAGUGGCAGUGGAAGCGGAUGCAGGCGAGGAAGGCCAAGCAGCUGCUCAAGGCGCGCCUCGCCCGGGAGCGCCAGCUCUACGAGAUGCGCAAGCGCGCCGAGCUCCGCGACGCCGCCGCGCACCUCGAGCGCCCCUGGGACCCCGACGCCUCCGACUCCGCCGCCGCCGCGGCGGCGGCGCCCAACCUGCUCUCCGUCGCGGCGGACGACCAGAUGAAGGCGCUCGCCGACCGCUUCCACCGCCCCGGCGGCGUCGACCUCUGGAACGACCGCGACGGGCCGCGGGUCUUCGCGGCCCCGGACACCGGCAGGGCCUCCGCGCGCUUCUUCCCCAAGGGAUCCGUCCAUAGCGUUCAGCCCUACGGUCUUGUCAAUGGUGGCCUUGAGAGCACACUGGCUGCUCGCGGUAACCCUUCCGAUGCGACGGACCGGAGUCACCGCCACCGCCUGCAAGGUGUUCGUGAGAAUGCGGCCAAGAAGGAAAUGCGUGGUGUUGGUGGUGAUCGUGAGCCUGCGGUUGAGUACAUCGAAAGGGGUGGAGUGUGGGAGCCAGUGAGUAACUUGGAUGGUGGCGACGACGACGAUUCUAGCGACGGUGGAUGGAACGAUGACAUUGUUACCUCGGACUUGGAGGACAUGGGGGAUGUCGAUUUGCGACCCGAGCAAAGAGCAAUGGUUGGGAGAGAUAGAAGGAAAGAUAAUGUGGCAAGGUGGGAAGCUACAACAUCUGUAGCCAUCGGUAGCGAUGGUGUUAGGGAUCAGCGUGGCAAUGGCUUCUCUUUGGAACCAGAAGGCACAAGUGAAUAUCAUCUUGGUCAAAGCUGGCAAGAGAGAAAUAGUGGGAGUAGAGGGAAACGUCCCGCAGGGAGAAGGAAGGCCUUGAACACCGAUGGCGGUAGCGCCAUUGGGAAGGAUCGAGUGGUGGGUGGCAGUUCAUUCUCCGACUCUGAGGUAACACGCAAUGGUUUUGAACCAAAAUGGAGAUCCACGACUAGAGGGCGCACAACGAAUGAUGUUAGGAGGUGGAAUCCCCCCAACGAAGGCGGUAGGAAUGUUCCUAGAAAGGGUUGGACGGAUGAUGAGUUUGGUUCAAAUUCAGACAGUGGAAUGGAUCACAAGUUGAUGCCAAAAUGGAAAACUCAGAACAGGUUGAACCGAAGCGAAAAUGGCAGAGAUAGACCGGAGCUGAAAUAUAUGGCUAAUACCAACAAUGGGGAGAGGACUAGGAGGUACAUGAGGGGCAGCGAUGGUGAGGGAAGAAGAGAUCGGUUUGUUAAUCGCUUCGCCUCAGAUUUGGAGGAGCCAGAAUGGAAGCCAAGAAGAAAGAGUGGAGCAGGCAACGAUGGUGAUGGAAGAAGAGAUCGGUUUGUUAAUCGCUUCGCCUCAGACUUGGAGGAGCCAAAAUGGAAGCCAGGAAGAAAGAGUGGAGCUAGGAUGAACAUUGGCAACAGAGAGUACAUCGAUGACAUGAAUGGGAGAUUCAGGAGGGGUAGCGAUGGAGAUGGCAUGAAUGGGAGAUUCAGGAGGGGUAGCAAUGGAGCCGCGAGAUUGUUGGAUGCUAUGGACAGCAACAGAGAAAUCGGCAGUGAGGAUGAUAGCUACAGGAUGAGCAGAAAUGGAGGACAGCGCAGGGGAGACGGGUACUCGCUACGCCCAACGUCAGAAUUGCACAACUCUCGGAGGCUGAGGGAAUCAAAUGAAAUGUAGUUCUUUUUUUCUUCUUCUGAUAGAAAGAUGAAAUGUAGUACUAGUAUUUUACAAUGAUGAUAAACAAAUAACACACGCCCUGUGCAGACUAACUUCUAGGAGUACAACCCAUUCAUCUGUUCAAUAGCAGUGUACAGCACACGCCACUUGCUUUUGUUCAGAUUAUGCGACGCAACGCAGAAAUCAUCGCCUUGCUGAC